AUGGGCAGAGAAGAACAAACAGAAGAGCGCGAAGUCCUCGACUCCAUCUUCCCCGACGAAAUCACCGACAUCUCCGAAACCGAAUACCGCGUAUCCAUCCUCCUCGAAGUAACCGAAGAUGACGACUCCACCACCGAACCCCCAACUCUCAUCCUCUCAGUCUCAUACCCCGAAGACUACCCAGACGUCGCUCCACGACUAGACCUCUCAGCCCCACCAAACGCUCCCAAACACAAACACCUCGAUAUCCAAGAUGACAAGACAAAACUGCUAGAUGGCUUGACCGAGACGAUCGAGGAGAACCUGGGCAUGGCUAUGAUCUUCACCCUCGUCACCACCCUAAAAGACGAAGCCGAGUCCCUGAUCCUGCAACGCCAACAAGCAGUCCAAGCAGAAAAGGACGCCGCCAUCGCCGAAGCAGAAGCAGAAGAAAACAGGAAAUUCGAAGGCACAAAAGUCACCAUCGAGACAUAUCUGGAUUGGAGCAGAAGGUUCAAAGAGGAAAUGGCAGAGGCAAAGAAAAAGGCAGAGGAACAGAGGGAGGCUGAGGAAAAGAAGAAAAAGGGUGCAAAGGAAGAGAAGAAGAUGACGGGGAGAGAGCUCUGGGAGAGUGGGAUUGCGACUAGGGCGUUUGUUGACGAAGACGAUGAUGGUGCUGAUGCGCUCGAGGCCAUGAAGAAACUCAAGGUCGAGGCGUGA
Molecule: messenger RNA, 699 nt
Organism: Aureobasidium namibiae CBS 147.97
Lineage: Eukaryota; Fungi; Ascomycota; Dothideomycetes; Dothideales; Saccotheciaceae
Product: RWD repeat domain-containing protein
Exons: 2
Coding region: 1-699 (232 amino acids)
Biological process (GO): cytoplasmic translation
Molecular function (GO): protein binding
Source: RefSeq, a predicted model, not a curated record